This is a messenger RNA of Salvelinus namaycush (lake trout), 2215 nucleotides long. RefSeq names its product phospholipid phosphatase 3-like. NCBI's taxonomy places the organism in Eukaryota, Metazoa, Chordata, Actinopteri, Salmoniformes, Salmonidae. The record is from RefSeq and is a predicted model, not a curated record. Gene Ontology annotation, biological process: phospholipid dephosphorylation; canonical Wnt signaling pathway; phospholipid metabolic process. Bases 343 to 1287 code for a protein of 314 amino acids. The transcript has 6 exons. Gene Ontology annotation, molecular function: phosphatidate phosphatase activity.
GUGGGAGCGCAACUAAACUUCGGUGCUCCUCAAUGAUUAUUAGAAGUAACUAAGAAAUUGCUCAACAGUCAACAACGAAAGUCACAGGGUGAGUGAGCAGAAUACACGGGAACGAAAUAAACCCUUGCAGUUAACUUAAAGGCAAUCGUUACAUCUCAAUUGAAUUUAUCAGCACAAUAUAUGGAAAAAUAUUCAGAAUCAUCUCUCAGCCGAUGGUAAACUAACUAUAGAACUCACUCCGCUUCGCUUUCUAGUUCAAUUUACGAGAAUUUAACGCGACUGCAGCUGCAACUUCGCCACUCUUUACUUGUUUAUUCGGAAAAUCAUUUAAGUGGCCUAUAAAUGCAACGCUGUUUAAUAUAUGAGAAGACAAUGGCACCAGAGACAAGGAACGGAGGAAGUUCUUCCCUGAAUAACAACAACAGUAAAGACAACAGCAGGAAAAAGUUCCUGGUCGGCGUGGAUCUCUUCUGCUUGUUUUUAGCCGGCCUGCCUUUCCUGAUCAUAGAAACUAGUGCUGUACAGCCCUACCGCCGAGGCUUUUACUGCAACGAUGAGUCCAUCAAGUACCCGGCCAAACACGGAGACACCAUAAGCGACGCUGUGCUUUCUGCUGCUGGCAUUCUUAUCACCAUCCUUUCUAUCAUCAUUGGUGAGAGCUACAUGAUCUACUACCUGAACGAGGGCUCUAAGUCCUUCGUGGGGAACCCCUACAUCUCCGCCCUCUACAAGCAGGUGGGCGUGUUCAUCUUUGGCUGCGCAGUCAGUCAAUCGUUCACGGACAUUGCCAAGGUAUCGGUGGGCCGCAUGCGACCCCACUUCCUGGACGUGUGUAGGCCCGACUGGUCCACCAUCAACUGUUCUUUGGGCUACAUCACAGACUACCAGUGUAAUGGACCCGAGAGCAAAGUCCAGGAAGCCAGGAAGUCGUUCUUCUCUGGCCAUGCGUCCUUUUCAAUGUACACCAUGCUGUAUUUGGUGUUCUACCUGCAGUCCAGGUUCACCUGGCGUGGAGCCCGUCUCCUGCGCCCCCUGACCCAGUUCACCCUCAUCAUGAUGUCCUUCUACACCGGCCUGUCCCGCGUCUCCGACCACAAGCACCACCCCACCGAUGUCCUGGCUGGAUUCGCACAGGGAGCCCUGGUGGCCUACAGCAUAGUGUUUUUCGUAUCUGACCUGUUCAAGCCCAAAGGCAGAAGUUCAGCUCUACCAGUGACACCAUUAAAGAACCCCAACAACCCCACGGCAGACAUCAGAGAGAGGAGCAACCACAUCACCAUGGCAUAGUAGAGACCACUAGAGUACAGCUACCUUCCGCUGUAGGUUUUAAACAUCCCUUAUUUCACCUACUGGUCUGUACUGGAUAUGUUAAACAACCAAAGCAGCAAGACUGCCAACUGACAUGUCUGCAAGGCACAGAGAAAUAAUGAGCUAUGGAGAACUUACUUUGGAAAGAAGAGGAGAGACACAAACAAUACACACACGCCGUUUGAACAGCCAGCAACAUCCAUGUUUCUCACCAUCUCAUCUGACAUGUGAAUGUGGAAGAGUGUGGGGAGAGAAUUCAUAUUUUGCUUUAAUUACCCAAGAUCUCUACAUCAAACCUGGUGCUUUGCAGAUUAACUUUAUCUGGAUCUGCAGACAAGGAAGUUUCACAGACAGAAUCAUGAAGGAAGGAGAGAAGGAAACGAACAGCUGUGGAACGUGAUAAUGUCUGCUUGGCUUCAGGCACCAUGGAGACUGGCUAAUAAUACCAUUCACACACAUACUUUGUGCAUAUGAGAUACAAACUCAUGAACAGGAACAAAUUCCUUGAUUACAGGAAGGAUGUUUUUUCUUUUAUAAAUAACCUUCGUUUUAAGUUCGAGCUAUAGCACUAUAUCCAAACUCAAUACUUUAUUUAAUUGUCACCACUUGAAUGAACUGAAGUGAAGCUUUUCUGUAAAUCUUUGUAUUAAAACCAGCGUUUAGGUCUCCUGAAAUGUAGUUUGUAUAGAAAUAUAUACACUGUAGAUGGAGACUACAGAGAGAGGGAUGUGGGCCUCUUUUUGCUGGUUGGGACGAGCCUCCACUGAGCCCUGUAAUGAAGUGACUGUGUGUGCCAGAUGACUGCUCACAAGUAUUAGGUCAGAGUAUUAGGCCAGAGUGUGUGUAUAUGUGUGUGUCUGUCAGUGUGCAAGUAUCUGAACGUCGUGUGUGUGUGUGUGUGUGUGUG